Folsomia candida is the source of this 2030-nucleotide messenger RNA. RefSeq names its product methyl farnesoate epoxidase. The record is from RefSeq and is a predicted model, not a curated record. Gene Ontology annotation, molecular function: heme binding; monooxygenase activity; iron ion binding. NCBI's taxonomy places the organism in Eukaryota, Metazoa, Arthropoda, Collembola, Entomobryomorpha, Isotomidae. The coding region runs from base 403 to 1896 and encodes 497 amino acids. The transcript is spliced from 8 exons.
ACUUGUGCAUAUUCUGCUCCAGUCUACCAGUCGACCCAAACUUUUGAGCCAGGUUUCAUAAUCGUAAUUAAUUACACAGAUAGAGAAUCCACAUCAUUUGUACAUAAACGAAAACAAAAUGUAGAUCUGAAUAUAUACGUUUGUUCUCCGUUUUACUAUGCCAAUCAACCCCAACCGUUUAGCGUACGUAUUUAUCUGCACAAAAGUAAUUGAACCGAUAAAGAUCCCAUUGUCCAAGUACUUUUCGCCUCAAUAAAAACAGCCUGAUAUCCGUUGUCAUAAUUCAGUUCGGAUCGGAACACACGGAAGACAAGUGUGCAACUUUUCUUUUGUAGAAAGUUAACUUGAGGUGGGACCGGAAAAUACAUAAAUAAUUUUUAUUAGUUACAAUUUUAACUUGGGAUGGUUUCCGGCGUGCUGGUAGCCCUCGGAGCGGUACUCGUUGGACUGGUCUACUUUGUCCUUUUGAGAAAACCGAGAUGGAAAAAUGCUCCACCGGGUCCAAGUGGAAUACCUUUUCUAGGAAAUUUACUACAAAUGGACAAAUUUCAACAUAUUACCUUCAACAAGUGGGCGAAGGAAUAUGGACCACUGUACAAAGUGAAGCUCGCCUCGUUAAACAUGCUUGUCGUCUCAGACUACAAAAUGGUGAAAGAAAUCUUUUCCGAAUCCGCAUUUUCGGGGCGGAUGGACUUCACCGAUUUCGACUUCAUCAUGGACGGAAAACUGCACGGAAUUAUAAACACGGAGAGCGAGCAUUGGGAAGAACUCAGACGAUUUACGCUCAGACAACUACGUGAUUUCGGUUUUGGCAAGAAUUCCAUGGAGGACUCGAUCAUGCUGGAGGUCAACGACCUCAUCGAGGGACUAAAGGCUGCGAAUGGAAAACCAGUCAGUAACGUUAAAGAGAGGCUCCUUCUGGCUGUGGUGAACGCUUUGUGGGCCAUUUGCACGGGAAUCCGGCACAAACACAAUGACCGAGAGUUGAUUGGAAUGACGGAGAAAGCGAAUAAAGCUUUCGAAGGAAUUUUGGAAGGUGGUGGAGUCAUGCUAUUUAUGCCGUGGCUUGCCAAAAUGUUUCCAAACUGGUCUGGAUACGGUUUAGUGAAACAGGAAUUGCUCAAUUUUACCAAUUUUUUACGAAAACCGGUCAUCGAUCAUAAAAAGACGCGACAGGAGGACUUUGACCGAGAUUUUACCGACGUGUUUUUGAAAGAAAUUCAGAAAACUACUGAUCCAAAUUCCGCAUUUCAUGGACAAUUGGGAGAGGACAACCUAGCCGCAACUUUGGGCGAUUUAUACUUCGCUGGAACGGACACCACUUCCACAACUUUGUCCUGGAUGAUGAUCUAUCUCAGCAAAUUUCCCGACGUCCAAAAAAAAUUUCAGGCAGAGAUUGAAUCCAUUACGGGAAAUAGUAGACCCACCACGGUUUCCGACAGACCAAAAAUGCCCUACACUGAAGCCUUAAUCGCCGAAACCCUCCGAUUCUCCACUAUCACCCCGCAAGGCGUGCAACACCGGGCAAUCAAGGACCAAGAAUAUAAGGGCUACCUCAUCCCGAAGGACACCGUCAUCACGGCAAACGUAUUCCACAUCCACUUCGACCCCAAAGUCUGGGGAGACCCGGAGACCUUCAGACCCUCCCGAUUUUUGAGCGCGGACGGAAAAACGUUCAAGAAGCACGAAGCCCUCAUCCCUUUCUCGACCGGACGGCGCCAGUGUCUCGGCGAAUCUUUGGCGAGAGACAACCUCUUCCUAUUCGCGACCAAUAUUGCUCAAAGAUUUGAAAUCGUGUUCGACAAGGACGGCCCAGAUAACGGAUUCGAGUCGAAGUUGUCCUUUAUCUUAACGCCGAAACCAUUCAAUGUCAUUUUUAAGGAUAGAUUGGCAUGAGCUAAACCAGUUUCUGUUGUCAAAACGAAGGCAAGUCAGCGAGAAAAGCUGUUUUCUAUUCCAAAAUAUUUAUGUAUGUAGGUACACUGCAAAAAAAACUCUUCUAAUAAAAACAAGAAAUAUUUAUUUAGCAA